CAUCAUGUACACAACUCGUGCGACAUAACCUCGAGAAAAAUAAAAGCAUGUGGACACGAGUGUGACAAAUAAAUUUUUUUGAAUUGAAUAAUUAAUCAACAAACAAUAAAAUCAUUAAUAAUUUUUUUAAAUGAUAAAUAUUUAAACUAAAUAUAUAUAAUAUAUAUAUGAAGUAGUGAAAAUAGUGUUGGUUAAAAAAAUAUCUAAUUUUGUUUUUCAAAUUUAAUGUUUGAAAUUUAAUUUGUUGUGACAAAGAAUUGAAAUAUAUAAUAAAAUGGUCGUAAAUGCAACAGAACAUGGGAUGCAAGCGGACGUUAUUUUUGUGAUAGAAGGGACCGCAGCCAAUGGCGCAUAUUUUAAUGACUUGAAGACAAAUUAUUUAAUACCGACAUUGGAGUACUUCAACCAGGGCAACAUUGAAGAGCAGGAUUACUUUUCGGAAUAUAGCGGGACGCGGUAUGGAAUCGUUGUCUAUCAUGCUGCUGAUUGCGCGCCGAGACCGUGCACUGAAACAUUUGGCCCGUACUCGAACCCCCGUAAAUUAUUGCAACGACUAGAUAAUUUAGAAAUGGUCGGCGGCCGCAGCGAAUCUCACGCAAAUAUAGCAGAAGGUCUCGCAACAGCUCUGGUGUGCUUCGAAGACCUCCAACUGGAACGAGAGCCCAGCACCGCAUCUCAAAAGCACUGCAUCCUCGUCUGCAACUCGCCCCCUUAUCAGAUCUCCGUCCAAGAAUCCUACAAAUUCCUCGGCUGCACAAUCGAAUCCCUCCCGCCGCUCUUCCAAAAACGCAACAUCAACCUCUCGAUAGUCUCUCCCCGAAAAAUUCCCGAGUUCUUCAAACUAUUCGAGCUCGCCAUGGGUGAUCCCCAAAGCUCGCAGAUAAAGAACUACGCCAAAGACCCUCGCAAUCUCGUACUCCUUCACAACUACAACCUGAGAGAGCGAGCCGAGAACCAAACAAACGUAACUCCAGUCCAUACUGCAGCUGCAAACACAGUCCAGAUUCCCUCGAGUCCAGUUCCGGCCCACGACAGUCCCAACACAAAUCAACCCAACGCAAACAUCCCCCAGCCCCCAGUGCCACAGAACUCUGCGUUCAGAAACGCGACUCCGAUAAACAUCGGGGUCAAUCAUGGGGCAGCUCCAGCCAUGACAGUUCCUAUGAAUCCUGGCCGGCCAGUGUUCAAUCCUCAAAUAACAGCUCCGCCGAAUUAUCACCCAGCUCGCGCGCAACAACCAAGAUGGCGGACUCCAUUCAUCGCCCCCGGAGCCACUGUCCAGUCUAACAAUCAAGGCAGCGCCUUGAUUGCCCAGUUGACGCAGCCACCGACAGCCCUGACGGGUAUCAAUGUUCCCUUCAACCAACGUAUGGAAGCCAAUGGAAUGCAACCCAGUGCCCCGGCACCUCAGGCUCCUCAGCAGAACCAGCAGGCCCAGCUUACCCCCCAGCAACAGCAACAAAUUCGCAACAUGUAUCUUCAGCAACAACAGCAGCAACAGUUACAGCAGCAGACGAUGCAAAUCGCACCGAUGACUGCUGUCAGUUCCACUGGAACUUCUGGACCAACUCCAGUUCAGCAGACGGUUACGCAGACCACCGCAGCAGCGUCUCAGCAUCAGCCUGUGGCGGCUGGUGCUGGACAGGUCACGACCAGAGAGCGGCCUGCUAUUUGGCAGGGAGUACUCGAGUGGCAUGAAAAGGCCAAGAAUCCAACGGACACCCAGAAGCAGAUCCGUCAGGUUCUGUGUCAAGUGUCUGCUCAUGUUAAGGACAACGAACCGGAAUUGAAAGCUGAUUCCUGGCCGCAUAAAUUGAUAGUGCAGCUGAUGCCCAAGCAGAUGAUUGGUAGCAUAGGCGGCGCUUAUUUGAAAAACUCAAGGAGCGUUGUGUUCCAUCCAACACCUUCUGAGGAUUUGGAUUCUUUGACUAAAGUUCUGAGCUCAGGAUUCGCAGGUUGCGUUCAUUUCUCAUCGGCGGCUUCGGCGGCGUGUGAAAUUAUAGUUUUGAUUUUACUUUACUCGGCUGAAAAACGAGCAUACUUAGGAUUUAUUCCUAAUGAUCAGGCGGCGUUUGUUGAUAGGCUUAGAAAAGUUAUUCAGCAUCAAAAAUCUAAUCAAGCUGCCUCUAGAGGGCAGAUUUUCCCGCCAACUACUGGAGGUCCAAGUGGACCUUCGACUGCUACGAGUAUUCCGCCGCAGAUGCCGCCCGCGGGAGGUAUCGUUUCUCAGGGAGGAAUCAUGAUGUCGCAGACCAAUACCAUGACUAUGGGAGGUGGCCAGAUCACCCAAGUUCCUACUCAGCAACAGGGACUGGCCAACCAGCAGCCUAAUCAGGGUCAGAUGAACUUGCAGGGCGCGAUGGCUCAGCAGGGGGUUGAGAAUUCAGGCGCGGGUAUGAUCAGUGGACAUCAGCAGCAGCAGAGACAAAUGUAUGAAAAUAAUUUUGAUGCUGCCAGGCAGCAGAAUUUGAUGAAGAUUCAUCAGCUGAGACAGACUCUGGAGGCUGCUCAACAACAGGAAGCUCAAUACAAGUCUCAGUUUGGAGUUAAUAUUCAACAAAAUUUAGAGGUCGCGCAACAGCAAGAAAUGCAAUUUAAGCAGCAAAUUGAGGCUCAACAACAAGCACAGAGAGGACUAAACCCAAAUGCUGGUAUGGCUGGACUGCAACCGACUGCUCAAAGAAUGAUGAGACCAGCGAUGGCUAGUAAUUUACAGCUGCGUCAUUUACUUCAGCAGCAACACAAUCCACAACAAUACAGACAACAAGUUCUGGGAAUGCAGCAACAAAUGGUCGCACCUCGAGGGCAAAUGAACGUACGGCCAAUUAACAACAAUAAUCAACCAAAUCAGCAGUUUGAUGACGUACCAAAUUACGACUAUAAUAGAAUUGAAAUAAAUAAUAAAAUGGUCGUAAAUGCAACAGAACAUGGGAUGCAAGCGGACGUUAUUUUUGUGAUAGAAGGGACCGCAGCCAAUGGCGCAUAUUUUAAUGACUUGAAGACAAAUUAUUUAAUACCGACAUUGGAGUACUUCAACCAGGGUAACAUUGAAGAUCGGGAAUACGUUACAGAAAAUAGCACGACGCGGUAUGGAAUCGUUAUCUAUCAUGCUGCUGAUUGUUUACCGAGACCGUGCACUGACACAUUUGGCCCGUACUCGAAUCCCCAUAAAUUAUUGCAACGACUAGAUAAUUUAGAAAUGGUCGGUGGCCGCGGAGAAUCUCACGCAAAUAUAGCAGAAGGUCUCGCAACAGCUCUGGUGUGCUUCGAAGACCUCCAGCUGGAACGAGAGCCCAGCACCGCAUCUCAAAAGCACUGCAUCCUCGUCUGCAACUCGCCCCCUUAUCAGAUCUCCGUCCAAGAAUCCUACAAAUUUCUCGGCUGCACAAUCGAAUCCCUCCCGCCGCUCUUCCAAAAACGCAACAUCAACCUCUCGAUAGUCUCUCCCCGAAAAAUACCCGAGUUCUUCAAACUAUUCGAGCUCGCCGGGGGUGAUCUCCAAAGCUCGCAGACGAAGAACUACGCCAAAGACCCUCGCAAUCUCGUACUCCUUCACAACUACAACCUGAAAGAGCGACCCGUGACCCCAACAAACGUAACUCCAGUCCAUGCGGCAGCUGCAAGCACAGUCCAGAUUCCCUCGAGUCCAGUUCCGGCCCACGACAGUCCCAACACAAAUCAACCCAACGCAAACAUCCCCCAGCCCCCAGUGCCACAGAACUCUGCGUUCAGAAACGCGACUCCGAUAAACAUCGGGGUCAAUCAUGGGGCAGCUCCAGCCAUGACAGUUCCUAUGAAUCCUGGCCGGCCAGUGUUCAAUCCUCAAAUAACAGCUCCGCCGAAUUAUCACCCAGCUCGCGCGCAACAAUCAAGAUGGCGGACUCCAUUCAUCGCCCCCGGGGCCACUGUCCAGUCUAACAAUCAGGGCAGCGCCUUGAUCGCCCAGUUGACGCAGCCACCGACAGCCCUGACGGGUAUCAAUGUUCCCUUCAACCAACGUAUGGAAGCCAAUGGAAUGCAACCCAGUGCCCCGGCACCUCAGGCUCCUCAGCAGAACCAGCAGGCCCAGCUUACCCCCCAGCAACAACAACAAAUUCGCAACAUGCAGCUGCAGCAGCAACAGCAGCAACAGUUACAGCAGCAGACGAUGCAAAUCGCACCGAUGACUGCUGUCAGUUCCACUGGAACUUCUGGACCAACUCCAGUUCAGCAGACGGUUACGCAGACCACUGCAGCAGCACCUCAGCAUCAGCCUGUGGCGGCUGGUGCUGGACAGGUCACGACCAGAGAGCGGCCUCCUAUUUGGCAGGGAGUACUCGAGUGGCUGGAAAAGGCCAAAAAUCCAUCAGACGCCCAGAAGCAGACCCGUCAGGUUCCGUGUCAAGUGUCUGCUAAUGCUAAGGACAGCGAGCCGGAAUUGAAAGCUGAUUCCUGGCCGCAUAAAUUGAUAAUGCAGCUGAUGCCCAAGCAGCUGAUUGGUAGCAUAGGCGGCGCGUAUUUGAAAAACUCAAGGAGCGUUUUGUUCCAUCCGACACCUUGUGAGGCUUUGGAAUCUUUGACUAAAAUUAUGAGCACAGGAUUCGCGGGUUGCGUUCAUUUUACAUCUGCUCCGGCUGUACCGGCGUGUGAAUUUAAAGUUCUGAUUUUACUUUACACGGCUGAAAAACGAGCAUACUUAGGAUUUAUUCCUAAUGAUCAGACGGCGUUUGUUGAUAGGCUUAGAAAAGUUAUUCAGCAUCAAAAGUCUAAUCAAGCUGCCUCUAGAGGGCAGAUUUUCCCGCCAACUGCUGGAGGUCCAAGUGGACCUUCGACUGCUACGAGCAUUCCGCCGCAGAUGCCGCCCGCGGGAGGUAUCGUUUCUCAGGGAGGAAUCAUGAUGUCGCAGACCAAUACCAUGACUAUGGGAGGUGGCCAGAUCACCCAAGUUCCUACUCAGCAACAGGGACUGGCCAACCAGCAGCCUAAUCAGGGUCAGAUGAACUUGCAGGGCGCGAUGGCUCAGCAGGGGGUUGAGAAUUCAGGCGCGGGUAUGAUCAGUGGACAUCAGCAGCAGCAGAGACAAAUGUAUGAAAAUAAUUUUGAAGUUGCCAGGCAGCAGAAUUUGAUGAAGAUUCAUCAGCUGAAACAGACUCUGGAGGCUGCUCAACAACAGGAAGCUCAAUACAAGUCUCAGUUGGAAGUUAAUAUUCAACAAAAUUUAGAGGUCGCGCAACAGCAAGAAAUGCAAUUUAAGCAGCAAAUUGAGGCUCAACAACAAGCACAGAGAGGAUUAAACCCAAAUGCUGGUAUGGCUGGACAGCAACCGACUGCUCAAAGAAUGAUGAGACCAGCGAUGGCUAGUAAUUUACAGCUGCGACAUUUACUUCAGCAGCAACACAAUCCACAACAAUACAGACAACAAGUUCUGGGAAUGCAGCAACAAAUGGUCGGACCGCGAGGGCAAAUGAACGUACGACCAAUUAACAACAAUAAUCAACCUAAUCAGCAGUUUGAUGACGUUUCGAAUUACGACUUUCUUGGAUAAUUUGUUAUCCAAAAUUAUAAUAAUUUAAUAUAUGUGAUUUUAUAAAUAACUGUAGUAUUUAAUACAUAACUCUAUAUUAAAAUUUUUUUUUUUC
Microplitis mediator is the source of this 5618-nucleotide messenger RNA. RefSeq lists its product as uncharacterized. The coding region runs from base 275 to 5524 and encodes 1749 amino acids. Gene Ontology annotation, biological process: positive regulation of transcription by RNA polymerase II. The transcript has 10 exons. Gene Ontology annotation, cellular component: transcription regulator complex; mediator complex. The record is from RefSeq and is a predicted model, not a curated record. Lineage: Eukaryota; Metazoa; Arthropoda; Insecta; Hymenoptera; Braconidae.